GUUGUAGUCUCUCGGGACUGAACCGCCCCUUGUGCUGCUUCCGCGGCCUAUGUUCGGAAGAAAACCUUACUGGGUGGCUCAGCUCCCUAAGGAGCGGUGCCGACCUAAAACCUUCGCCCCCGGCCGGGUGGCCAGCUCCGCCCCAUCCCGAAUCUUUCCUACAGCCCAAAAUGGCGGCGGAGGUGGAUUUUGGCGACUUAAAGCUGUUCGAGGCGUUUGACCAUCCAGAGGAGUCGCUGCCGAAGCCCGUUCACACCCGCUUCAAGGACGACGACGGCGACGAGGAGGACGAGAAUGGGGUUGGCGAUGCGGAGCUGCGGGAGCGGCUUCGGCAGUGCGAGGAAACCAUCGAGCAGCUCCGCGCCGAGAAUCAAGAACUUAGAAGAAAAUUGAACAUUCUGACUCGACCAAGUGGAAUAUUGGUGAACAACACUAAAUUAGAUGGACCUUUAUUACAGAUUCUGUUUAUGAACAAUGUGAUUUCAAAGUAUUUUCAUCAAGAAAUAGAGGAAUUUGUAUCAAAUUUAGUAAGAAGAUUUGAGGAACAGCAGAAAAAUGAUGUGGAAAAGACUUCCUUUAAUCUUUUGCCCCAGCCAUCCAGUGUUAUGCUAGAAGAGGACCAUAAAGUGGAAGAAUCCUGUGCCGUUACAAACAACAAGGAAGCUUUUAGUGUUAUAGGAAGUGUCCUGUAUUUUACUAAUUUUUGCCUUGAUAAACUGGGGCAGCCGCUACUAAAUGAAAACCCUCAGCUCACCGAAGGAUGGGAAAUACCCAAGUACCAGCAAGUCUUCAGCCACAUUGUUUCUCUAGAAGGGCAAGAAAUACAAGUAAAGGCCAAAAGGCCAAAGCCUCACUGUUUCAAUUGUGGUUCUGAAGAACAUCAAAUGAAAGAUUGCCCAAUGCCUCGGAAUGCUGCUCGAAUAAGUGAAAAGAGAAAAGAAUUCAUGGAUGCCUGUGGUGAGACAAACAAUCAGAAUUUUCAGCAGCGAUACCAUGCAGAAGAAGUGGAAGAAAGAUUUGGAAGAUUCAAGCCGGGAGUUAUUAGUGAGGAACUUCAGGAUGCACUGGGUGUGACGGACAAGAGUCUCCCACCUUUUAUAUACCGAAUGCGCCAGCUAGGGUACCCCCCGGGGUGGCUCAAAGAGGCUGAACUGGAGAAUUCAGGACUUGCACUCUACGAUGGCAAAGAUGGUGCUGAUGGGGAAACAGGAGCUGGAGAAAUACAACAGAAUCAAAGUGUCACUUAUGAUCUCUCGAAAUUGGUAAACUAUCCAGGUUUUAAUAUAUCUACUCCCAGAGGAAUUCCAGACGAAUGGAGGAUGUUUGGUUCCAUACCCAUGCAGGCCUGUCAGCAGAAGGACGUGUUUGCCAACUACCUUUCUUCUAACUUCCAAGCGCCAAGUGUGAGGUCUGGCAGCAAGAGGUCUUCGUCUCAAUCCAGCCCUACUAGUCCAAAGAAGCAGAAGGAAAGCGACUCGGCAGCCUCGUCCGCCGACAUGGAGCUCGACUCGGAUGCAGAGGUCCUGCGUGGCUCUCCGAGCGGGGGAGCUUUUCAGUUUCAGCCGCCACUGCCCCCCGGCACUCCUCCCCCACUAGCCCGGGGGACUCCUCCCCUCCCCAAGGGCACCCCACCACUGACUCCCAGUGACUCACCGCAGACCAGAACGGCAGCGGCUAUGGACGAGGACGCACUGACUCUGGAAGAACUUGAAGAACAGCAGAGGCGGAUAUGGGCGGCUCUCGAGCAGGCGGAGAGUGUCAACAGUGAUUCAGAUAUUCCUGUGGACACACCUCUAACUGGGAACUCCGUUGCCUCUUCACCUUGUCCCAAUGAGCUAGACCUCCCUGUCCCCGAGGGGAAAACCCUGGAAAAGCAGCCGCCAGAUGAGCCCGACGUACCAGACACUUGUACAAAGAAGUCCGAAGUUGAGCAUCCCUCGAGCCCAGAUUCCGGGGCCACGUUGCUCUGUCAGAAGGAAGAGGAAGAGUCUGCUCAGGUAACCUCUGGAGACGCUCUUCUGGAUAAUGGCGGCGUCGAAUCCAACUGUGACAUUAGGAACGGAAGCAGCCAGAAGCUCCUUCAUGAGGACAGCAGUCCUUCAACUCUCGCUAAAAUUCAUAGUCCUAUACCCGACAUGAGCAAGUUUGCAACUGGAAUAACGCCAUUUGAAUUUGAGAACAUGGCGGAAUCUACGGGAAUGUACCUCAGGAUAAGAAACUUGUUAAAGAACUCUCCCCGAAACCAGCAAAAAAACAAGAAGGCUUCCGAAUAACUGCUUGACAGAGCACCGAGAGCUAUUUAAUUCUAACUGUGUUCUGGUAACUAGUACUAAAUGGACAGAUGAAAUUGUCUUCCUGUUUGUCCCUCUCCUGUUUAACAAUCUGUCCGAGGCUUUUCUGUGGGCUAAAGUUAGGCCUGUUUUAAAGAAUGGAAAGACUGGGCUUGCUGGUUUAUUAUAUUCUCUCUGAUAAAAAUUUGGGGGAGAAUUAAGUCUUAGCUGGUUUAGGGAUAGUUUGUUUGUUAAGGUUUAUACUAUUUUUGGAUUGUGAGUGUCUGUCAAGAGUGAUGGUUUUUAUCUGUCUUUUGUACAUUGUUUUCCCUUUCUACAUUUUGCUAAUUAUCUGUAUAUAAGUUUAAUAUAUCACUUUUUUAAAAAAAAAAAUCUAACCAUUUUAAAUUCACAUUUCAACUCUGACAACCAAAUGAGAAAAAUCAGGGAUGAGCGGCUUUAUCCCAUUUGGGGUAUUUUUGUAAGUGAUUUACAUACAUCAAUUUUAAUAACACUUUUACUUUUUUGUAACUUCAUUCUUCAUAUAUGCUUGCCAUACAGGUAUGUUCAUCUUUGUCUACAAAGGUUUAAUAAAUUAGUUUUCAUAUAUAUAAUCUAAGACUCUGAAUAUGAAAAAGUGACUCACAGUUAAAUUAGUAUAUAAAUCCCUGUAAGUUUGGAAGUAAAUUGCAAAAUUAGUGAUAACAAAGGAAAUAUAAGAAAGUGCAGAUUUGCUUGUUUUCAGUAGAUUUCAGCCUUAAAUAUGGAAACAGCAGAAUCUUUUAAAGUGAUUAUUUUGAAAAACAAUGGAGGGCAGCUAGGUUUUGCACAAAAAUAAUUUUCUAGAUUUGAACCCUAAGAUAAUAAAAAUAGAAAGUAGACAUAAAGAACUUGCUUUUAAUUGUCAGAUCUGUAAGCUAGCGCUGAAACUAUAGAUUUUGUCUUCAUGUGGAAUGCCAGUACAUCUUUAUAGUCAAGGCCAUGAAAAUAAACAGAUGAUCUUGAACUGUUAGUCUCAGGUGGUAGUAUUAUGCUGCUCGUAGGCCAGCAGAGGGCGCAAAAUAUUACCAUUCCAGAUGUAGUUUUCAUGUUGAGAACUUGAGUAACCAAAUUUACUAUUUUAUAAGCAGUAAAAGGAAGGAAAAUUAUAUGAAAGGGAGAAUUUUAUUUUCAAGGCCCUCACAGAACAUGGUAGAAAUUGAGUAAAAUGUCAUAUACUUUUGGCUUUUUUUCUCUGAGGUGAAGUAGAUAAUAAAAGUAAUCCUUUGCAGAUUACAUAGUGCUUUUAUAUACAUUCUCUUCCUCAAUAUUUAUAUCGGAUAAAUAUGUUGCCGCCGUGUCAUGUAUGUAGCAUAAGGCAACUUUGUUGGGAUAGAGAGAUUAAAGGGACUUCGUGGCGUUCAAGCAGUGAUCAUGGAAAGGCCAGUCUUCAGCUAAAGACUUGCCUAUUCCCUAAAUCAUAGAAGUGGUUGCUUACGCGUAGCUUCCCCUUUAAGUAUUGCAUUAGUAGAGUCUUCUUUGAAUCCCAAAGAUACCUAACAGUUCUCUCCUUAGCAGAUGCCACACACAUCACGUUAAGGUAUUUUUGUGCAUGACCCCAUUUUCACAAGCACCAUAUUAGCUAGGUUUGGUUAACUUCCACUUUUUAGAGGACAUGCCUAAGACACACAGCUGGUAAGUAACCUAGUGAAUCCAAAUCCAGAUCUGUCGGACCCCCACAUCUGUGCUCUUAGUCACUGUCCUGCCUUGCUGUCAACAGCUCUAUAAAAAUCGCUGGUUUCUUCAAAAAUCUGGCUCCUACUUCUUGGUUUAUUCAAUUACAAAUGGAGGGCACAACUUGUGUUAAGUUGUUCUAUGUGCUUUGGGGCAUUAAAAGGAGACGAUGAUAGAAUGUGCUUUGGGGAGCUUAUACACUAGUGGGAAAAGGGACGGUUCUUAGUUACAAGAUUCACUAAGUGGACAUGUAGGGAGGGCAAGGUACCUGGGUUAUUUGGUAGUGAUGGGAGAAGCACCUAGGGAGGACUGGCUUCAAAUUCACAGGGCCACAGGUUUAAGUGUUCAAUUUGGAGGAUAUUUGAAGACUUCUGGAAAGAGAGAACUUUUGAGUGAAUCCUUAAAGGGUAGGUAGGAGGAUUUCCACAGAUAACAAUGAGCAUUGAAAUGUAUAGGAAAUAGCGUAGAACUAGCAGAAACAUUCAAGAAAUGCAGGAUGGCAGAAAACAAAGACUUAAAAGGGUUGUUUAUUCACUGGUGCUGAGAACACUUGAUUGCUUUGCUAUGGAGUUUGGAUUUUAUUAAGAAAAAGGAUCUGCUAAAGAUCUUGCAGCGCACCUCACUAAAAAUAUCCAGGGGGUGUUUUAGGAAGAGAAAUCCUGAAAGCAGAAUUCAGAAUAAACUGGAGAGGAGAUUUUUCACAGAAGGAAACCCAGAAAAAUGGGAAGUAGUUGCUUUAAGAAGGUGCCCCGUUUUUAAAAUGUAUUCUGGUUGCUGUACUUGAGUCUUAUGAAGAGAGUGUUGGGUGGAGGAACAAACUAUUGUUUGGACUUGUCCUUGCUGGGACAGGUCUCCAGGUGUGGGUAGGUGAGGUCAUAAGCAAACCCUGGUCCUUCAGGAUGGACUUGGAGCAGGGUGGGGACCGGUUUCUAAUCUUUGCCUUGGGUUAAAAGGAAUGUGAUUGUAAUAUACAGGUUGCUAAAACAAAGCCAGCUCUUUGUCAUAUCCUGGAACAGGUAAGUGGAAAGACAGCACUGUCCUUACUAAAAUACCAAACGACCGAUUUCUUUUUCCAAAAGGUUGCAUUUUCCUUAAGGGGUCAAAAGUGUGGUCUACUUUCUACCAACAAGAGGGUUCCUGCCAGUUGGUUCUAUUCUUCCAAGUUCUCUGCUGGAAUCAUUUUGCCCUUCUGUCUCACCCUUCAAUUAUCCGCAGGCAAAACCUACAAGGAUGUUGUAACAGUUGUGGAUACCCAAGUGGCUUAUAAGGCAUGACUCAGUUCCCAAACACCCAUCUCCACACAACCUGUGUUUCUCUUUAGCAUUUAGGAAAAUUCUUUUUCCUUCAACUUAAUAUAUGUUUGACUGAAUGGUAUAAAUUCACUUUUGAAUGUUUAGGAUUAAGUUAUGAAAGUGUUUAUAAAUAGUUCUUAAUUACAGAGCCAUUACUGUAUUCUUAAUAAAUUAGAAAUCUCUGCACAAGCAUGCUUUCUACAUCACCAGCAAUCUAGCUAGAAUGUUUCUAUUGGAAUAUUGAAGUAGAGGGGGAAAGAGUGACAGCUGUCUUCUUUAAAAAAAAAAAAAAGGUAUUUUUUUGGGUCUCCGAAAGAAAUAAUUGCACUGGGGGCUGGGUGGAAUAAGGAUAUAAGAUUAGAUUAAACUGAAACCACUCUUUCCUUAUCAGAGUGUUGCAGAGCAUGUCUUUGUCAUCCACACUUGGAUUUUGAAUUUGUGGAUGUUAUAAUUUAGAAAACAGCCUCGUAAAAUUCACAUCCCCAUACCCUUCUAUUAAUUGAUGUUAAAUAUCUAUGCAUUAGAUCCCACUUCUAGUCCAUUGUCGUUUGCAAUUAAAUUAUACUUUUUCAUAAUCAUAUGAAGAGUAAGAUACUUGAUUUUUCUUUGUUUAAAAUAUUUACUGUUUAAAUUGUAAACAGAAGGAAUAACAAAGCCAUACAUUUGAAGGAGAAUAAUCCAUAGAGAAGCCCACACCAUUUUUCUUCAUGUGUAAUUGAAAUUUAUUUUUCCCACCAGGCCAUUUUCUAAACCCAAAAUGGUUUUGUUUUUCUUUCCCAAGAUGGAAAUUCUUGAUUUUGUUGCUGAGUAUAAAUGUAAUACAUAUUUAUUUUAUAAAUACAAACAAAAUAAAAUAGCAUAAAGUAAAAAAGUCCUUUAGAUAUAUCCUCACAACUUUCAUUUCCCACUGUUCAUUGUUCACAGUUGGGUAGAGCUUUGUCCUGAGCAAAUACAUGUAACUAAGAAUUUGUUUUCAUGUUUUGUAUACGUAAGAGUGUGUUUUAACAAAAGUGAGAUUAUGCUAUACUUUCCUUGUCAGUAUUUGAAAUCUAUUAUUCUUAAUAGCUGCACAGUAGCAUACAAUAUUUUAUUUAAUAUUGUUCACAAUAUUUUGUUAAUGCUACAGUGAACAUUUUAAAAGGUAAAUCGUUGAAUAUUUGUGGAAAUAUGUGUAUAGGAUGCAUUCCUAGAUUACCAGAUUGAAUACUUUAUUGGCAACUUCUAUUUCUUCUAUGAAUUGUCUUUAUAUCCUUUGCUCAUUGUUCUAUUGGUUCACUUAAUGAUAUACAGGAACUCAUUAUUAAAAAUACAU
This is a messenger RNA of Rhinolophus ferrumequinum (greater horseshoe bat), 6587 nucleotides long. RefSeq names its product zinc finger CCHC-type containing 8 (gene ZCCHC8). Bases 171 to 2273 code for a protein of 700 amino acids. The record is from RefSeq and is a predicted model, not a curated record. Lineage: Eukaryota; Metazoa; Chordata; Mammalia; Chiroptera; Rhinolophidae. Gene Ontology annotation, cellular component: catalytic step 2 spliceosome. The transcript is spliced from 14 exons. Gene Ontology annotation, molecular function: zinc ion binding; RNA binding.